This is a messenger RNA of Nymphaea colorata (pocket water lily), 2501 nucleotides long. RefSeq names its product E3 ubiquitin-protein ligase RGLG4-like. The record is from RefSeq and is a predicted model, not a curated record. NCBI's taxonomy places the organism in Eukaryota, Viridiplantae, Streptophyta, Magnoliopsida, Nymphaeales, Nymphaeaceae. The coding region runs from base 175 to 1482 and encodes 435 amino acids. The transcript is spliced from 11 exons.
AGCAAGCACGAGGAAGUUUCAGAGAAGUUGCGCCCUCUGUUCCUUUUUAUCUCCCUCGCGGCAUCCUUCACUGUUCUGCUUUUUCUCUUCUUUUCCUUCAAACGAGAGAGAAAAGAGAGAGAGAAUCUGAGAGGAGAGAAGAGAAAGAGAGAGGAAACAAAGAGAAACAGAGAGAUGGGCUGUGUCCCCUCGACGUCCAUGACAGGAGAUGGGAACACAAGACGACUUACAAGUGUUGAUCAUGAACGUGGAGACAUCAACCACGGUAGCGGCGGCAGAAGAAAUGCACUUGUUGACUCGUCUACGACAGGAGGCACCAGCAGCCACGGCUCUAUCGCUAUGGCCACGGCAGCGACGAAUGGGGCAGGCGGUCGUGCCGCGGCGCAUCUUGACAGGCGGAGGGUCAGCCAGAAGUACGGGUUUAUCCCCGAUAAUUAUUCCUCCCUCGAACAGGUCACAGCAGCAAUAAGGGAAGCAGGAGUGGAAUCUUCAAACCUUAUAGUGGGAAUCGAUUUCACCAAGAGCAAUGAGUGGACAGGGAAAAAUUCCUUCGGUAACAAAAGCCUGCAUGCAACUGAUGCGGGGACGCCCAAUCCGUACGAGCAAGCGAUCGCUAUAAUAGGGAAGACUUUGGCCCCUUUCGAUGAAGACAACCUCAUUCCAUGUUUUGGUUUUGGAGAUGCAACGACCCACGAUGAAGCAGUAUUUAGCUUUCACAGUGAUCACAGACCUUGCCAUGGUUUCGAGGAAGUGCUGCAAUGCUAUCGCCAAAUAUUACGCAACUUGAAAUUAGCUGGUCCAACAUCUUUUGCACCGGUAAUUGAAGCAUCCAUAGACAUUGUUGAAAAAAGUGGUGGGCAGUAUCAUGUUCUAGUCAUACUUGCAGAUGGGCAGGUCACAAAAAGUGUUGACACGAUGCCUAGCUCACUUAGCCCACAGGAGGAGAAGACAAUCAAUGCAAUAGCGCUUGCAAGCUCUUAUCCUCUAUCAAUAGUUCUGGUUGGAGUUGGAGAUGGACCUUGGGAAGAUAUGAAGGAAUUCGAUGAUAAAAUUCCAGCUCGUGUAUUUGACAACUUUCAGUUUGUUAAUUUCACAAACAUCAUGUCAAAGAAUGGAAGUUCUAUUGAAAAAGAAGCAGCCUUUGCACUUGCAGCACUCAUGGAGAUUCCCAUUCAGUACAAAGCUAUUAUGGAGCUUGGCCUUCUCGGCCAUGUGACUGGGAAAUCGAAGAGAGUGAUAGCACGUCCACCUCCUGGUGGUCGACCUCGUUUUGAGUCGAUGCAGGAGACUACCCGCCAGACCGACUCACAAUCAACAACUAAUGAAAGAGCGAAUCAGGCAUGCCCCAUAUGCUUGACUAAUUCUAUGGACAUGGCCUUCGGAUGUGGGCACAUGACAUGUAGAGAAUGUGGAGAAAAUUUGAGAACAUGCCCAAUAUGUCGUGCUGUCAUUCAAACACGCUUGAGAUUGUACAGUGGAUGAGGUAAGGGCACUUAAUUUCCUAUGCAUUUGAAGCCCAAAGUUCAAAACAGGAGCACUUAAAUCAUACAAAAAUAUGUGCACUUGCACUUGGAAGACUUAAAUUUUAAGGCUUUAAGUUUGUCCUCAAAAGCCAUCUCCUCAUGGUAUACCUAGAAGGUGGUGGCUCUUGGAUUGCUUUAUUUGAUAAUAGAUAAGGUUAUUUAGUGUCAUCCUAUAUACAAUGGUUUGAAAUAUCUGAAAGUUAUCAUGUUAUACCACCUACAAUAAGUAUGUAAGAGUUGUUUUUUUGCAUUUGGAUCAUAAAGAGCACAUUAGUAUGGUCAAUUUUUUCAACAAAAAAAAAAAAUUGUGAGGUAGAGUUACACAAAAGAUUAUGCUAUCUCAUUGCAUCUAGUUUUAAUUUUGAAAAGUGAGCUGACAUCAACCAAUUUAUGUCAAGAUAGAUUGAUGUAGGUGUUGAACUCUUAUCCUUUUUCAAGUCUCGAGUCUUACCCUUACCCAAGUGGGCGGGAAGCUUCUUGACAUGAAACAUCCUCUCCGUCUAGCAUCUUGUACAGCAGGGAAAGAGAAAGAAAGUUGUGUAUGCACAGUCACAGUGAAAGAAGAAAAGACAUUUUGAUAAUUUGUUACAAAGAAAUGUGUCUCUUUUGUUUUCAGUGUGAAUUAAGUGUAUUUUUGUUGUUAACGUGCAUGAAAGUUUUUAGAUCGCAUAAAAUAAAAGAAAAGGAUGGAGAAUCGAAGGGAAGCGGAAGCAAUCGGUUUCGAGAUAAGGUGCGAAUGCCAUUUAUUUAAGGGGACAAGGUUGUGAAACACGCCUCAAUGUUCUAAGAUAUAACAAUGAUGUCAUUACUUGGAGGUACGCAAGCGGUUUGCGUCAGCUAACAGAUCAUACUUGAGCUGUAUGAAAUCUCAAUCUUAUGAUGUACAUGGGCUUUGCAAAGUACAAAAUGGUUCAUUGUAAUUAGGUUUAUGGUUCUCUAUUCCCAAUAGCAAAGCAAGCACGAGGAAGUUUCAGAGAA